GAUGGCUUUCCUCCAUAUCGUUCCAGCAACAAGAAGCAGCUGCAGAGGGAGAUGCAUUGCAGUGUCAGGGCCAACGGGACAGGGUGGCGCUACCUCACUUCCCAAGGACACACUGGCUGCCCAGAGAGAUGACCCCCGUAGAACCGGCAGCGUUUGCGGCUGAGCUGAUUGGCCGUCUGGAGAAGGUGAAGCAGGAGCAGGAGACGAUGCACACGCUGGAGGAGCGGCUGCAGCAGAUCAAAGAGGAAGAAGACCGAGAGGAGUGUGAGACCCCCAUCUACUUUCAGACGCCCCGUGACUCCAUGGCCUCCUGCGAUGAUGACCCUCAGGCCAUCUUAGACGAGCACCUAUCUCGAGUCCUGAAGACGCCGGGCUGUCAGUCUCCGCAGGUUGUGGGGAGGUCUCGCUCCCCGGAGCGCUCUCGUAUCCUGAGGCCUACAGCUGUGGUACAGUCCGUGCGCUGCUCCGUGCCCACCAAGAGCAAACAUGUCCACCACCACUACAUUCAUCACCACACGGUGCCCAGGACUAUGGAGGAGAUGGAGGCGACGUGCCAGGUGCGGUGUCUGUACUCCAGUCCUGCCGACUAUUGCUGCUACCUGAAGACCAGGACUCCCUGCCUGGACCUGCCGCUCCUGCACAUGGAUGCCAUGGGGAGGAAGGUGAUUCCUGACCGUUCGGGGGAGGGGGGAGUUGUCUACCAGAUGCCCAUAGAAGAGUCCUGGCAGAGGGUGCUGGAGAGCGAGCGGCUGAGCAAGCACCACAGCGCGCAGAACACCUGGAGGAACGCAGCGUGUGAGCCCACCAGAGCUUCAUCAGCAGAGCGCCCGUCACGACAUCACCAGGGCAGCGCCCCCAUAAGAUGCCAGCACCCACCAGGUUUGGACACCACUGUGGUGUCAGUCAGCACGCUCGCUCAGCUGGAGGAGGCAUGCAGGAGGCUGGCGGGGGUGUCCAGACCAAGAUUAAGGUGUCCGUCCUCCAGUCACCAGCGCAGUCGCUCUGUACCGUGUCCGGUGGUGGCCGCACAGGAACAAAGAGAACCAAAGAGCCAGCAGAGCGCCCCCCCACAGCCGCCCGGAGAACUGACGGUCACCUACUUCUUCUGUGGGGAGGAGAUUCCGUAUCGGCGGAUGCUGAGGGCGCACAGCCUGACCUUAGGGCACUUCAAAGAUCAGCUGAGCAAGAAAGGAAAUUAUAGGUACGAGACCCCAACCGUCCCGUGUUAGAGCGCCCUACA
Messenger RNA from Hyla sarda, 1240 nucleotides. Its product is annotated as axin-2-like. NCBI's taxonomy places the organism in Eukaryota, Metazoa, Chordata, Amphibia, Anura, Hylidae. The record is from RefSeq and is a predicted model, not a curated record. Gene Ontology annotation, biological process: negative regulation of canonical Wnt signaling pathway.